AUGGCCUCAACGGGUCUUGAAAAUGACCCUUUAGCACAGAAAAUCGACGCCCUUGGUUCUAAUCCACGACCGCUCGGCCUCCCCCCCGUUCUGGCGCCCGGCGUAAAGCUGGACCCCAAAUCGAUCUGUCAUCCUGGCCUCGAGACCCUCUACAUCGGCUUCUUCGGCACGAGAAAUUAUCACAGAGCCGUCGUUCGCAGACUCGCCCAUAAACUUGAAAUCGGCAGUGCUAUCGUGAACCGCCCUCUGACGCAGGACGAGCUGGACUUCUACGUUGAAACCAUUAGCCAAGCUACAUCCAAUAAUCGCUGGGGCCUGAUCACUGGCGUUGAGUUUGGAAUGCUAACAGGCCUUGUUCUCGGACAAAGGAAGAAAGAGUUCCAGCAGUAUGCGCCGCCGCUCGAUGCGAAUAGACCGGCCAUCUUCACUCGGUAUGUCGAGACACUCAAGGCAAUGCGCGUGGCGGACCCGGCUGUUUUCCAGCGGACUAUAAUAUCACUUUGUAAAACGACUUUCGUUGGCGGGCUCUGUGGGUGGUUUGUUGGAUCGGCUUACGCGAUGUCUCGCAGCGCAGCGGCUGCGUCGACUGAUCCGCGGAUAAAACAACAUCGGGAGGAGUUCAUGAAGGUGGAUCAAAGGGUAGCGGAGAGGAGACGUCGCGCUGCUAUGGUUGCGCGUGUUCAAGGGGCUCAGGGCAAGUUAGAAGACGAUCUAUACAACCAAGAGGGUCUAUACCAGGGCGGGUUUGAGGAGUCGUCUUCGACUACCGCUUCACAGCCGGCAGAUACGUCCGCAUCGCCGACAAUCCAAUCUCAGACUUACCCUUCAAACACUCCCGCCGAGAGCCAAAGUACGCCUGCUUGGCCAACACCUCACCCUGACACCUACAGCUCCAGCGUACCGACAUCUGGUCAGAACAAUGACAGCACAUUCUUCGACGACGACGCCAGCCCAAUCGCACCGGAUUACCGAGAUACAAAUACCGCCCCACAGGGUAGUGCCUGGGAGCGCAUCCGACAACAGAACCAAAAUCCGUCUUACAACCCGUCUGUAACUCAACCGCAAUACCAACGAGCACCGCCCGCUGCAGAGGCUACGGGUAAUGACAGCUAUCGAGAGCGAGAGCGCGCCCGAGCCGAGUUUGACCGUAUGCUUGAAGCAGAGCGAAACCAACACAGUGACUCGGACGGCGGAUCGCGCGGCGCGAGUGGGUGGUGGAAGUAG
Messenger RNA from Aspergillus nidulans FGSC A4, 1224 nucleotides. Its product is annotated as putative endo-1,3(4)-beta-glucanase. NCBI's taxonomy places the organism in Eukaryota, Fungi, Ascomycota, Eurotiomycetes, Eurotiales, Aspergillaceae. The transcript has a single exon. Bases 1 to 1224 code for a protein of 407 amino acids. The record is from RefSeq and is a predicted model, not a curated record.